Aedes albopictus (Asian tiger mosquito) is the source of this 2294-nucleotide messenger RNA. RefSeq lists its product as uncharacterized. NCBI's taxonomy places the organism in Eukaryota, Metazoa, Arthropoda, Insecta, Diptera, Culicidae. The transcript has 2 exons. Gene Ontology annotation, molecular function: aspartic-type endopeptidase activity. The coding region runs from base 891 to 2153 and encodes 420 amino acids. Gene Ontology annotation, biological process: proteolysis. The record is from RefSeq and is a predicted model, not a curated record.
AUUUUGGCGAUUGAAGGAAAUCAAAUCGGAGACUCGGAAUGGCUUGGCUCAUGGUAGGUAAAAACGGAGAUGAUACAUGGAAUACGGACCCCAAGGUGUUUCCUAGAUAGGAAUUGGAUUCUGGUUCUUUUAGGGAUGUCUUCUCUUUGUUUAAUUAUCGAGAUGAUGAUUACUUAGGUAGAAAUUCCCAGGGAUGAAGUCUACAUUAGAAACAAUUUUCUAAUUAGAUCCCGGAAUUUCAAAUAAAUCUGAAGUAAUGCAUCCGUCUAGGAAUUUGAAACAUAGAGAACCCGAAGAACAGAUAAGAGACCUCUUCACUGAAUGCCUCUAAAAAAAAUGCAGCUAUUAUUUUUGGAUGACAUCGACAUAAUUUCAAGAAACCUGGUGUCCAGGAUGGCUUUCUUGAUGUAGAUGGAUUCUGCAGAUUGAAAAGUGGAAGAUUGUAUUCUGAGCUAUGGUUCUAAAACCCGGAAGAACGGGAUGGCUUUUAGAACUGUAAAAGUGGAAGAUUGCAAUCUGAGCUACAGUUUCGAAACCCGGUGAAACGGGAUGGCUUUCGGAAACUAAUAAAGUGGAAGUCUGCGAUUUGAGUUACAGUUUCGGAACUAUCCGGAAACUAAAAAUGGAUGAUCGCAGACUGAGCUAACCUGUGGGGGUAAUUCCGUUCCAUGUUUAACCUAAAAUGCGAAGCCCAAUUCAAAUUGGGAUGGCCUUCGCAGUUAAAAUUAAUCUUGAAUUUACAUUCUGUUUAGGUGAAUCACAUAGUGCCACCGUUUGUUGAAGAUGCUGAAGGAUGUACCGCCCUUCGAUGGGAGAAGUGGAGAGAACAUUUCGAUGCCUACCUAUUGUGGAAAAAUGUUGAAGAUCACGAGGAGAAAUUCAGAACGUUGAUGCUCUUCGGAGGACCGGAUGUGAGGAAGAUCGUUGGGAAGAUCAUCGUAGAUGACGAACAUGUCAUCAACAACCGCUACAGGGAAGCUCUGGAGUUACUAGAUGCGUAUUUCGUUCCGCGUGUCUCGAAGGCGUACGAGCGACAGAAAUUCCGGCAGAUGGUUCCGUGCGAUAAGGAAAAAUUGGACACGUUUGUGGUUAAACUCCGGAAGCAAGCUGUUCAUUGCGACUACGGCGAUCAAAUGGAAAGUAUCAUAGUGGACCAAAUCAUCGCGACGACGGCAAACGCAGAGCUACGGAAGAAGUGUUUGGAAAAAGAUCGAUCGCUGGAAGAAGUGCUCGGAAUCGGUCGGACCCUGGAAUCCGUUGCGAUGCAGCUAACAAUGUGGGACCAAGGGACAAACAAAUCGAAAGCAGAAACGGUCCACAUCGAGGAAACCACGUCUGGAAAUGCUGUGCUCGCAGUCAACUCUGCUAAGAAAUAUCAAAGGAAUCCCAGAUGUUUCCGUUGCGAUGGACGUCAUCUGUCAUCUGAUCCGGCUUGCCCAGCAAAGAAUCAAAAGUGCAAAUCCUGUAAUCAAACCGGACACUUCGCCAGAUGCUGUUUUUUGAGGAGGAAGAAAGUCGACUCACCCCAUCCGCCCGCAGAACCUGAGAAGAAGAAACGGAUGAUUCGGCAGGUCGAGAACGUCACAACUGUGCAACGCGAUAACGAGGACAAGGACAGCGAUAUCUUCAACCUUUUCCAUCUUGGAUCGAAGCGAACCGUACGUGUAGAAGUUGGAGGAGUUCCACUUCCGUUUGUAAUUGACACCGGUGCAGACGAGGACAUAUUGAGCGAGAAUGAUUGGCAGACAUUGAAACAAAUUGGAUUUACAGCGUACUCGGUGCGGAAGGGAAGUACGAAGGUUUUCAAGGCAUACGGAUCCAGUAAUCCCUUGAUCGUCCUAGGCGAAGUCGACACAGACGUGAAGAUCAACGACAGGAACAUCGACACCACCUUCUAUGUCAUCCUUGGUGGAAAGUGCUCCCUUUUAUCCGGAAGUACUGCAGUUACGCUGGGAUUGGUCAAGUUUUUGAACACUGUGGACAACAAUAGUUUCCCCUGUCUUAAAGACGAAGAAAGAACUGAAGAUGCACUUUCGGUAACCCCCAAGAGAGUCAAUGAAGAAUCGUUUCCCGAGAACCGCAGACAAAAGCGAAGGCCGGCAUACUUGGCAGAUUACCAACUUAAUCAAAUUGAACUAAUUAACAAUAAGUAAUUUAAGAUUGUUAUACUUUUGAAUUUCAUUAAAACAAGGGAAAGAUUGUAGCAUCGUAGUAAGCCUUGCAUUUUGUAACUGACAAAUUAAGGCACAAAUAAAUUCAUUAUUGUUCUAACCACCAAACGAGAAGGUAGCAUU